Messenger RNA from Pseudoliparis swirei, 5524 nucleotides. RefSeq names its product mothers against decapentaplegic homolog 3. Bases 605 to 1882 code for a protein of 425 amino acids. The transcript has 8 exons. Lineage: Eukaryota; Metazoa; Chordata; Actinopteri; Perciformes; Liparidae. Gene Ontology annotation, molecular function: I-SMAD binding; RNA polymerase II cis-regulatory region sequence-specific DNA binding; DNA-binding transcription factor activity, RNA polymerase II-specific. Gene Ontology annotation, biological process: transforming growth factor beta receptor signaling pathway; SMAD protein signal transduction; BMP signaling pathway. The record is from RefSeq and is a predicted model, not a curated record. Gene Ontology annotation, cellular component: heteromeric SMAD protein complex.
CCAGCUGCUCAAACUGGCCUCUCGCAGGUCUGCUGCGCAGUCUGAAGCCUGAAUGAUGACUCUCAGCAGCAGCUCCUGCAUUUGCAUUUGAUGCAGACUUCUUGCAGACUUUAGUCGGGGGGGACCCAGCACCGCGGAUGACUCUGAACUCAAAAGAACUUUGCUGAUCUGAGGUUGGAGCAGAAAUAAAAACAACACACAAAGUUCUUCCACUUCAUCGUUUGAGCCCUGGUCGAGUUAAAGACGUAGUUAGGGUGUAACUCGCGUCGGGUGUAUUUAAAAAAAAUAGUUCUGGGUUAAAGCGGUGCAGACGGGACUAGCUUUUCUGGCGGAGUAGCACUAAAUCUACAGCGCAACAGACUACCGGCGCACAGUUCACCGCUGAGCUGGAGCCAGACGGAGUGAGCUAAAACUGGAGGGUUUCACUCCGGGAUGCAUCUCGGAGCGUCUAAUAAACUGCAACAAUUCGUCUUUAUCUAAGUAACGCGUUGGCCUCCACUCAUUUGGACCGUUUGUAGAGCAGUCGCUGGUCCAAACCACCCGGCUGGACUUUUUUUCUUCUUCUUUUCUCCUCGACACUGGAAGGACUUAAACUGAACUCAAGAUGUCAAUUUUGCCUUUCACUCCCCCCAUUGUCAAACGACUUUUGGGCUGGAAGAAGGGCGAGCAGAACGGCCAGGAGGAAAAGUGGUGCGAAAAGGCGGUGAAAAGUCUCGUGAAGAAGCUAAAGAAGACGGGGCAACUGGACGAACUGGAGAAAGCCAUCACCACCCAGAAUAUCAACACGAAAUGCAUCACCAUACCGAGGUCUCUGGAUGGCCGUCUGCAAGUGUCCCACAGAAAGGGUUUGCCCCACGUCAUCUACUGCCGCCUGUGGCGCUGGCCCGAACUGCAGUCCCACCACGAGCUGCGGGCGGUGGAGCUGUGCGAGUACGCCUUCCACACGAAGAAGGAUGACGUGUGUGUCAACCCGUACCACUACCAGAGAGUAGAGACGCCAGUACUUCCACCAGUGCUGGUGCCGAGACACACAGAGAUCCCCAGUGAGUUCCCUCCUCUGGAUGACUACAGCCAUUCGAUCCCAGAAAACACCAACUUCCCUGCUGGCAUUGAGCCUCAGAGUAACUACAUACCAGAAACGCCACCGCCAGGCUACCUCAGUGAGGAUGGAGAGACCAGCGAUCACAAGAUGAGCCACAGCAUGGACACAAGUUCCCCGGACCUGUCGCCUAACCCCGUUUCACCCACACAAAACAACUUAGACCUUCAGCCAGUGACAUACUGCGAGCCGGCCUUUUGGUGCUCUAUUUCCUACUACGAGUUGAACCAGCGAGUAGGAGAGACCUUCCACGCCUCACAGCCCUCGCUCACCGUAGACGGCUUCACGGAUCCCUCAAACUCGGAGCGCUUCUGCCUGGGCCUGUUGUCCAACGUCAACCGCAACGCCGCCGUGGAGUUAACACGCAGACAUAUUGGCCGUGGCGUGCGGCUGUAUUACAUCGGAGGAGAAGUGUUUGCCGAGUGUCUCAGCGACAGCGCCAUCUUUGUCCAGAGCCCCAACUGUAACCAGCGCUACGGCUGGCACCCUGCCACCGUCUGCAAGAUCCCUCCAGGUUGUAACCUAAAGAUCUUCAAUAACCAGGAGUUCGCCGCCCUGCUGGCCCAGUCGGUCAACCAGGGCUUCGAGGCUGUGUACCAACUCACUCGGAUGUGCACCAUCCGAAUGAGCUUUGUGAAGGGCUGGGGGGCAGAGUACAGGCGACAGACGGUGACCAGCACCCCCUGCUGGAUCGAGCUGCACCUGAACGGCCCCCUGCAGUGGCUCGACAAGGUGCUCACGCAAAUGGGCUCCCCCAGCAUCCGCUGCUCCAGCGUCUCGUAGGGAAACCUUCGCCCGCCCACUUCCUGUCAGUGACUCAAAACACACGGGGUGCAUCCCAAGUCUCUUAACUGUCGUUUCCUCGCUCCUCCCUCCAACCGGGAGUUGUUCUGCGCCGCCGUCCCAAAGCUCUUAUUCUGCCCCGAGGAGGGAUCUCGGAGGAAGCGCGAGAGCGUGUUUCCAGGAAGUGUUUUCACGCAUCAGUUAUUUGAUUGGACGCUGCAGCUGAUCGGACGGAUCGCUGGAGUUUCAUACCAGAGGGAAGACGGAUCACAGAUUCAACUCAAGUCACCCUCUGGUUAAAAUAUAUUGUUGUUGUAGGUCUGAACAACAAAAAGGACUCCAAACAACUUUCUUCAUUUAAAAAAAAUGAUUGUCUUUUCUUGAUCUGACUGAUUUCCCUCAAUAACUUUUUUCAUGGAUAGAAUUAGUCAGAAAAAAGUCAUUAUUCUAAAUAUUUUAAACGGAUUUCUUUUAGAACCCAACUCCGCCAAAAGUCUCUCCAGCUGUUAAAACCGAGUGACAGCUGAUCCAGCUGUGAUCAGCAGACAGCGUCAUCACGCUUCACGUGACGCUUCACGUGACGCUUCACGUGACGCUUCAGAGGAAAGGACUUCUCAUUCUCUUAAAACCCGUUUCCUCGUUCCCUCUCUCCUCGUGUGGUUCCCUUGCCUCUCUCCAUCCAUCCCUGGUGGGAGGGACUAAGACGCGAGGAAAAGACGCAGGUGAGGGAAACGGGGAUGCAUUUAAGAGACUCGGGAUGCCCCCGCAGUCUGCAUGCAGGCACAGCUACACAAGUACCCCUCCCCCAGCCCCCCUUAUUCAGCCAAUCCUCAAUCUGUCAGUCCUUCCUCCCCACCAGCUGUUCAGUAGCACUUUUUUUAUAUACAUGUUUGUGGCGAAAGGGGACAAGUGCAUUAAAGCAGUACCGUGUAAGUAUGCUCUCAACAUUUGGUCCAGAAUUAUGUUGAUGGCAAAGUGCCAGAAAGGCCGAGGCAACGGGAGGAGGCUUUUCUUUUUUUUUAAAUCAAGAGAUUCUCAUUUCUUUCCUCUUGUUUAAAUUUCAUUUAAUUGUUUCUGAUUUAUAUAUGUUUAUAUAUAUAUAUAUAUAUUUUUGUACAGAUGUAACAGUGGAUGUAAAAAAAAAAAAGAGAGAAAUGAACUUAAUUCUACGCAUUAAUAAUAAUUUUGUAAAGCGUGCAUUAAGAUCCCGUUAAAUGCAUUUCACGUGCCGUUGUUUCUGCAUCUGGGCAUUUGAUUGGUUAUGAAGACAUUAACAAAUGUGACCCAGUGAGACUGUAUCAUGAAUAUUAUAAUAUGAACGUUCAGCCACCUUUUGUAAACACUGUGUGACGAGGCAGAAAGCGCCGUGUUUACCACACAUUGGAUUUUUCAGAUGGAAACAAAAGAUAAAGCAAGAAAUCAGUCAAGAUUAAAACAAAGCAGAACCCAUACGAGUACUUAAAGACAGUGGCAUUCAUCAAAUGUUAUCGGGAGGAUGAUGCACUUUUUAAUAUAUAUUUUUUUACAAAUAUUCGAGCAACGCAAAGUCGGCAAAGUACAUUCAAUGGCGGUUGUAGUUGGCAGCUGCAAUAGUUCUUGUCAGAAGGUUAUAUGAAAUAUAUCCUGCAUUGAUUUCAGGAAGCUUUGCCACUUUGCAUUCUCUCGUGUAGUGCGUAGUAUUAUGACUUGAAAACAUCUCACAUACUGUACAGCUGUGCAAACCGUUAGUUAGAUUAUGAAUUGAGCACACAAACAUGUCGUCGGAAUACGUGUGCGUGAUGUGAGUAUUGUGCGGCAGGCUGCGUAAAGAGAGCAGGAAGAUGCCUUUUGCUUUUUUAAUUUUCUCUCUCAGCAGUCCAUAAUACCGGUCUUAUUUCUUAGCCGUCGGUGAUAUUGACUUUUUUUUUUGCACACUCAGGACCGUGAAGAAAAAAAAACGAUGUACAGAAUCCAGUGAAAAGAAACACGCAUGACUCUCGGGACUCUAAAAGUCUAUUUUGCUACCAAUUAUUUUUGUAGGACAAUAAGAUGUUGACGUGUUUAUUUAUUUUUUUGCAUGAAAGAAAAUAGCGCCAGCGGGUUUCCGGGGAUACGAACCUUGUAUUUUUCUACCUGUGAAGAAGACGAAGAGGCAGUUUCAGCUUUUAUUUUACAAAGUGAAACCUUUUAUGCGGAGAGAGAGGCAUGUAAAUAUCAGGAGCUUCUCAACACCCGACGUGUUCUUGGUCUUCGUACGUGUAGUACGUGCACGUCUUACGAUGUCGCCGUCAACCUUUAUAAUGUUGACGGUUUAAUUUUUUUUAUAAAAACGGCUUGAAAAUGAAAUAAAUAGUCGAGGAAAGCUUUUUGCUGAAACAGGAAGAGGCUUCCCUCCUCUUUGAUCCCGUUUCCUGUCAGCGCCCCGCUGCGGUGGAAGUGGAUCGAUUUCCUUCUCGCUCCACCGCAGCAGACAAAGACACAGAGGGGUCACAAUAUUAUGAAUCCUUUCAAGUUCGUUAUUUACAUUAAACGUUCUUUUGAUGUUAAGGCCAAGCCCAGUGGUGCUAAUCCUUAACACUUUAGGGACUCAAGAGAACAGCAAAGCCAUAUACACAUAUAUAUAUAUAUAUGUGUGUAUAUAUAUAUAUGUAUAUAUAUAUAUGUGUGUGUGUGUGUGUAUAUAUAUAUAUGUGUAUAUACACUACCGUUCAAAAGUUUUGGGUCAUCCAGACAAUUUCGUGUCUUCCAUGAAAACUCACUUUUAUUUAUCAAAUGAAUUGAAAAUUGAAUAGAAAAUAUAGUCAAGACAUUGACAAGGUUAUAAAUAAUGAUUAAUAUUUGAAGUAUUAAUUUUGUUCUUCAAACUCAAAGGAAGGCCAGUUGUAAAGCUUAUAUCACCAGCAUAACUGUUUUCAGCUGUGCUAACAUAAUUGCACAAGGGUUUUCUAAUCAGACAUUAGUCUUCUAAGGCGAUUAGCAAACACAAUGUACCAUCAGAACACUGGAGUGAUAGUUGAUGGAAAUGGGCCUCUAUACACCUAUGGAGAUAUUUCAUUAGAAACCAGACGUUUCCACCUAGAAUAGUCAUUUACCACAUUAACAAUGUAUAGUGUGUAUUUUUGAUUAAUGUUAUCUUUAUUGAAAAAACAGUGCUUUUCUUUGAAAAAUAAAGACAUUUCUAAGUGACCCCAAACUUUUGAACGGUAGUGUAUAUCUAUAUAUAUAUAUAUGUAUAUAUAUAUAUGUGUAUAUAUAUGUACGAUUUUACCGUUUAAGCUGGUUUAUUUUUUUAUCUCUAUUGACUUUAUGACUUCUUUUUUUUCAAACCUUCAAACUACAACGUGGGAUUGUUUCAGAGACGGUAGCAUCUACCAAUCUGAGACAUGGCGGCUCUCACGAGAGCUUCAGGUGUCCUUGAACGCACCAGCCCUGACCCUCUUUGGUCAAUGUAAAAUACCCAGUGGGGAAUAUUGUUGUCAUUUUUUAUACACUCUUCAAAUUAUAGCGCUUGUGCUUUUUCCUCCUCGUUUGAACUGUAUUCGUCAUUAGUUGUGAUUGAUGUAGCCGUGCUCUGAAUUGGUCUUUUUUAUUUUAUUUUAGAUGCCUUGUAUAAAAGUAUACCUUUUGUAUUUUUCUCUGCCUAUAAAAAAGAAAAGAAAAGUU